UCGAUUGGAAACGAGUUAUAACUGCGUCAAACAAAAUAUAUACAUUUUUCUUUUUAUAUAAAUAUAAACAAAAUAAAAAUACAAUCUUUCAAUCUUUUUUUACAUCACACAGAAUAUUUUUGUAUUUUUAUAUUAUUUUUUUUAACUUUAUUUUGUUUUUUAAUUUGAAUUAACUUCGAUUUAUAAAUAAAAUAAAAAAGUUAAUAAUAAUUAUUAUGUUUUAUAUACGUAUUUGUUUUCGGUCGGAUUUGACGCGUUCGUAUUACCAACCUUAACAGUGGUCGCGUGUUUGCUGAAGCAUACCAAAGCCUGAAUGACGGUAACUUUAGUAGCCGUUGAUCAUUCGCCUUUUAACUCUGUUCAAUUUAAGUUAAGCAAAUGUGCAAUAAGUCAGGCAUUUAGACGUGUCCGUUUGUCGGUUAUGGUUGGAUGAAAUUUGUUUCUAUUGAAAAUUCUUGUUAAUAUAAAAUUAAAACAAACAAAAAAUUAAAUGAUUUAAUUAUUCGUCAAAUCAUAGCAAAUUAAUAAAUACAAAAACUGAUAUUUGCAUAAAAUUUGACAACAUCAAAAGAAAAAUAGUGAUACUUGCUGGAAUUCAAAGUGGACAAAGUUGUUUUGGUAGAGUCUUACGAAAUCUCCAAAGUUGUGUUUUUUUAUUUACUUUUUUAAGAAAGUGUUUUUUAUUUUUGUUUGAUACAAUUUAAAUUCAUCGCAAACAUGAAGAAACCUAAUGUCAGUCAUUUGAUGGUAAAAGCUAAGGAAGCCGGAACUGUUCCAACUAAUAUACCAAGACCAAAACAAAUAUUUGGAAUACGACAUGUACAAUGUGCCCUUAUAUUCUUUGCCCUAGCUGUUGCAUAUGCACUUCGAGUGAAUAUGUCAGUUGCCAUUGUGGCUAUGACUGAUAAAUCAACAAAUACGAAAUUCGACGAAUACGAUUGGACAGAAUCAACCAAAUCACUUAUCCUUAGUAGCUUCUUUUGGGGCUACGUUGUGACGCAAGUUCCAGCCGGCCAGCUGGCUCAAAGAUAUGGAGCCAAACUUGUUGUGUUCUGGGGCGUUCUUAUUUGCUCCAUUCUUGCCAUCCUAACCCCCAUCUGUGCAAAAAUUGGCGGAUCACCACUUGUUUGUACGUUGCGAGUUAUCCAGGGUCUUUGUCAAGGAACAGUUUUUCCUUCAUCGCAUAAUCUCCUCUCCAAAUGGGCUCCAUUUGCGGAGCGUGGUAAACUCGGAACAAUCAGCUAUUCGGGAGUACAAUUUGGAACUGCACUUAUGCUCUGCAUUAGCGGCGAACUCGCUUCAUCUGCAUUUGGUUGGCCUAGUAUAUUCUAUAUAUCAGGAGCAGCAGGUUGUGUUUGGGCGGUUUUAUGGUUUUUCUUCGCAUCCAGCUGCCCCGCCGAAAAUCGCUUUAUUUCUGAAGAAGAAAAGUUGUACAUUGAAAUGAUUCCCACCGAUGAGGAUCCAGGUGCAGGGAAGAAUGAACUUAAGCCAAAACUGCCAACUCCAUGGUUGGACAUUCUGACCUCUGUGCCCUUCUAUGUGGUUUUGUGUGCGCAUUGUGCCAACAACUGGGGCUUCUGGACUUUGUUAACGGAAAUCCCCACUUAUAUGAAGAACAUUUUGGGAAUGGACAUUAAAUCGAAUGCUUUGUUGUCGUCACUGCCUUACUGGGCAAUGUUUCUGCUGUGUUUCGUGUUCCUUAUCAUUUCGGAGAUUUUAAGCAGAAACAAAUGUAUGGGUCUGGCAUUUAGUAGAAAAUUGUUUAACACCCUUGGGCACUGGAUUCCAGCAAUUGGGCUCAUUGGGAUGGGCUAUAUGGAUGGUGAUAACGUGCUUCUGGCGAUAAUCUUCUUGACAUUGACAGUUGGAAUGAAUGCAUCUUGUUAUUUGGGAUUCCAAAUGAAUCACAUUGACCUGUCGUCGAACUUUGCUGGCACUCUCAUGGGUUUGACAAAUUGUGCAGCGAAUAUUAUGAGUAUCAUCGCUCCACUAAUGGUUGGAUUCAUUGUUACAGAUGAGAAAAAUCCUGACCAAUGGAGGAUUGUAUUCUUUAUUGCAGCGGCGUUCUUUUUCGUUGGAAACUUGCUAUUUAUUUUAUUUGGAAAAUUCACAACACAAUCUUGGAACGAGCCUAAGACUGUUACGAUCAAAAAUGUAACGAAUGGUCAGAAUGUAGUUCUUAUGGAGUCACAAAAUUAAUACUGCCAAAAGUUUCAAUUGGGUUUGAGUCUAAAUGGCAAAAAUCAAUUUCAAAAUAAAUCCGUGAUCUAGUCAUUUAAGUAUUUAUCUUUAAGCAAAACAAUAGUAGUUUCAAAAUUUAAUAAGGGUUUUUGAAAAAUCCUUUUUAUGUUCCUUAUUUCUAUAGAUUAACUACUUUUGUAUAUUAGUUGUUGUUAAUGUAAUCAUAAGAAGUUGUAGCACGUUAAAAAUGUUAAGAUAAAUAAGCUGUAAGAUUGUUAUUACCUUUGUAUAAAUCUGAAAAUUAUUUUUAUUUAAUUUUGGGAAUAAAAAUGUACCAUGUUUUAAAAUUA
Molecule: messenger RNA, 2531 nt
Organism: Eupeodes corollae
Lineage: Eukaryota; Metazoa; Arthropoda; Insecta; Diptera; Syrphidae
Product: putative inorganic phosphate cotransporter
Exons: 4
Coding region: 718-2199 (493 amino acids)
Biological process (GO): monoatomic anion transport; transmembrane transport
Cellular component (GO): plasma membrane
Molecular function (GO): transmembrane transporter activity
Source: RefSeq, a predicted model, not a curated record